This is a messenger RNA of Contarinia nasturtii (swede midge), 501 nucleotides long. Its product is annotated as ovochymase-1-like. The record is from RefSeq and is a predicted model, not a curated record. The coding region runs from base 1 to 501 and encodes 166 amino acids. The transcript has 2 exons. Lineage: Eukaryota; Metazoa; Arthropoda; Insecta; Diptera; Cecidomyiidae. Gene Ontology annotation, biological process: proteolysis. Gene Ontology annotation, molecular function: serine-type endopeptidase activity.
AUGAAUUCCCAUGGAUGGUUGCAAUAUUUUCUCGAUUGCCAUCGUGAACUGCAAUAUCUUGGUGGUGGUUCAUUGAUUCAUGAGUCUGUGAUUUUAACGGUGGCUCAUUUGCUGCUUAAAUUUACACCUGAACAAUUGGUGAUUCGUGCCGGUGAACAUGACACCGAUUUGAAUACAACACGUCAAGAACGAAACGUAACGAAUAUUAUCAUUCAAAAUGAUUACCUCGCCGAUAUGCUGAUCAAUGACAUUGCAUUGAUCGUGGUGGAUGAAUCAUUGAAAAUGGCCAAUGCUGUGAAUACUGCUGUGAAUACUAUUUGUUUACCACCCCCAAGCAUUCGCACCAAUGAAGGUACGAUUUGCACUUCAGGCGGUUGGGGCAAAAGUGCGAUCAAUCAAAAUGGAAAAUAUCAAGCAACGUUAAGUUGCAUGAGCAAAGUUAGACUUAUGGAUCAAAUGCCAUCACGCUUCUUGGAUAAAAACAAUCUGAACAAAGUGUAA